AUGGCUCAACCAGAUAUCUUCUACGAACCCGCAAAAGUCGAGAAGUCCGGCCUCGCCCACGACCCCUUCAAAAGCUUUGUUAUUCCUCGCCCAAUCGGGUGGAUCAGUACUACUAGUAAAGAUGGACUUGACAAUCUCGGGCCAUUCAGUCAAUUCAACAAUGUCUCCUUCGAUCCUCCGACCAUCAUGUUCAUUGGCCAUCAAUCCGUUUACAAGCGCCGCAGUAAGGACUCGGUGGUCAACGCAAGAGAGACUGGAGAAUUUGUUUGGAACAUGGCAACGUACGAUACAAAAGUUGCAAUGAAUGCAUCCUCUUUGGAGACUUGGGAUGACGAAUUUCCCAUUGCUGGUGUAACCAAAGCUCCGAGUCGAGUUGUCAAGCCUCCUCGCGUGGCGGAAUCACCGGUCACUUUCGAGUGCAAAACACAUUCUGUGAUCAGAAUCCAAGGUGAUUCUCUCGUGGGUCACUCAGAUAUCGUCAUUGGGCGUGUGGUCGCUAUCCAUGUCAAGGGAGAGUACAUCACACCAGAUGGGCUUUUUGAUGUUCUCAAAGCAGCACCUCUGGCACGUCUCGGAUACCAUCAAUACACUGCCAUUACCCAUGUCUUUGAUAUGAAGAUGCCUUUCAUGCCUGAUGACAACGUCAGCGGGAAUAUUCUGGGAGGGGAGACUGGGGAUUCCGACUCAACUCUGUAUAAAACUAGGGAUCAUAGAUCUGAGGAUGAGAGAAGAUUUGAAGAACGAGAGCGCAACGCUAAGAGUGGUACUCAGGGAAGGAUUGAGGGCAAAGAGGAAGUAGCUGGGGAAGAGUUCAGAACUGCACAUAUCUAA
Messenger RNA from Lachnellula hyalina, 831 nucleotides. RefSeq lists its product as uncharacterized. Gene Ontology annotation, molecular function: FMN binding. The transcript is spliced from 3 exons. Lineage: Eukaryota; Fungi; Ascomycota; Leotiomycetes; Helotiales; Lachnaceae. The record is from RefSeq and is a predicted model, not a curated record. Bases 1 to 831 code for a protein of 276 amino acids.